Octopus sinensis (East Asian common octopus) is the source of this 2482-nucleotide messenger RNA. RefSeq names its product leucine-rich repeat and death domain-containing protein 1-like. The record is from RefSeq and is a predicted model, not a curated record. Gene Ontology annotation, molecular function: protein binding. The transcript is spliced from 4 exons. NCBI's taxonomy places the organism in Eukaryota, Metazoa, Mollusca, Cephalopoda, Octopoda, Octopodidae. Bases 95 to 2386 code for a protein of 763 amino acids.
GUAGAGUUUCCAUUAUGUAUUUGAUGUUUAUUUCUGUGAGUCUGCAGGUAAAUUAAUUUCGUUGAAGGAUACCAGAUUAGAUUUUUUAAAGAAAAUGGCCACAGAACUUGAACCACAAGGCUCUGAUAUAUUUGCGGAGAAAUUGAAGAAAGGACAGAAACCGCCACCUGAAACGGGUCCUGGUAGUCGAAUCAUAGCUCUACCUUUACCAGUUCAAAAGAGAAUCAAGAGGUUGAGCAAAAUCGAAGUUGAGAUGCGAUUUUCGACACUUGGAAUGAAAAUGAUUACACGUGAAAUUUUCGAAAAUGAAGAAAUAUUAGAGAAAUGCGUUGCGAUCCUUGCUAGUAACAACAGAUUGAAAAAUGUCAACAAAGAUAUUGGAUUUAUGGAGAAAUUACGAAUAAUAAACUUCAGAAAUAACAUCCUAAAUAAAAUACCUGCUUCUAUCUCCAGUCUGCAAUGCCUAGAGUCGCUUGAUAUCACAAACAACAACGUAAAAAACCUACCUCCUGCAAUCCAUAAAUGUAUUGCAUUAAAAUCUAUAUAUGCCUCAGAAAAUCGUAUUCGAUCGCUUCCAAAGAAAAUUCAUUUAGUACCAUGGCUGGAAUAUUGCGAUUUCACUUACAAUUCUAUAAAAUCUAUAAGAAAAACUCUCUAUAUGUCACCGGCUACAUUCGAUUUCAGUUACAAUAAAUUAACAAAACUCCCGGAAGUUGCAGGAAAAAAAAGACCAAAGGUGAAGUCGAUCCAUGUCCCAUAUAACUUAAUCUCGAAAAUCCCCGAUAAUAUACAUAAGAUGGAAAUUCUGGUUUACGUUGAUCUUUCGCACAAUCAACUCGAGGAACUGUCAGAAAACAUCGGACGUUUGGUCAACCUGCGUUAUUUAGAUGCAUCUCAUAAUCAAAUUUGCGUGCUUCCUCGUAGUGUCGCAGGCUGGGAGUAUGGACUACACACGCUUCUACUGAAUUCAAAUCAAAUUUCAGAGAUACCAUCAGAUUUCGGAAUAUUAAAACGCAUAGAAACUCUAAAUUUAGCAGAUAAUUUGAUUCACCAGGUACCAAGCAAUUUUCUUGAAUUAGUGUCGCUUAAAUCUUUAAAUCUGUCAGGAAACCAGAUAUCAAAGUUUUUCACUGUUGGUAAGUUAUUCAGCUUGGAACACCUUUAUUUUGCCAACAAUCAGCUUACUAGUAUUCCUUUUGACAUUGGUAAUCUAACCCAUUUAAUUACUUUGGACGUUGCUGGCAACAAUAUUCCGUCUUUCCAUCCAGAUCUCGGCAGAAUCAAGUCUUUGAAAAAUGUCAACUUCAGUGACAAUGGUAUUACUUACUUCCCAACAUAUCUUGGAGCUAAUCAAGUUAUUAAAAGUUUUAAAUUCGCUAAAAAUAACCUUAAGGAGGAACUCGAUCUUAGUAGAUUCAUGUUUAUGGAGGAAUUCGACGUAUCCGAAAACAGUUUCUACACGUUACCAAAAUAUUUAGGGGAGAUGAAAUUUCUACGUAUUAUUGAUGUGACAAACUGUAUGGUUUCCAAUUUCUCAGUUCCAAAAUCUAUAGAGCAACUAAAAUUGUCUGGGAACCCACUAGCAACCGAUCCAAAAUCUAUUUUAGGCGUUAUUGCCGAAAAGCAGAAUUCAAAGUUUCUAACACAUUUAUACCUAAGUAAUAUUGGGUUAGAGGACAUUCCGCUUUCUCUUGGUCGAUGUAAGAUGUUAGAGGUACUAGCCGUGGACCAUAACAACCUCAGAGGUAUUCCUGAUAAUAUUUGUAAGCUUCGAAAUCUAAUAGAACUUCAUAUUAAUAGCAAUGAAAUAACAGAAUUGCCAAAGAAAAUUGAUGGAUUUGUACGUUUACGUAAAUUAAAUGCGUCUUCUAAUAAGAUCAAGGAAAUUCCUGAGGGAAUGUUAAAUAUGUGUUUGUUGAACGAAUUAGAUCUUUCUUUGAAUCAGCUUACUGAUUUGCCAGAAGAUUUCGGGGAUAUGAUAGGGCUAAGUUAUGUUGAUCUGUCAUAUAAUACCAUUAGAGAAUUCCCUGAUGCUAAAAUGGAUGUUAUGGCUUCGAUAUGUGUCUUAAUAUUGAUAGGAAAUCGUGUCAAUGCUAUUCCACCUAGUUUCACAUCAAUAUAUAGGGUUAAAAAACUAGAUUUGACAGGAAAUCAUAUAAAAACCAUACCGAAAGACCUAUGGAAUAUGCACCGCCUACAAGAACUCAUACUCAAAGACAACGUAAUCGAAACUGUUCCAAAUACUAUUUGUAAGUUGCCCGCUAUUAAAUUAUUGGAUUUAUCAGAUAACAAAAUAAUGACUUUUCCAGCUAAAUUUGAAAAGAUGAAACAACAAGGCGUGGUUAUAUUAACUGACCAUCAAAAUCAAAGGAAAACUAAAAGUUAAGAAUCAAGACAUUGUUAAAACCAUUAACAACGUUAUCAGAACAAUUGUCACGUUCUGUUUUAAAUGUACAAAACAUGGAAAUACAUACAAAGAAAU